AUGUCAGUCGAAAUUAACAACACGUUGAUUUACUUCGUCUCGCGGCCGCUCUCACCGCCCGCAGAUGCACUGCAGACUGCAUUGCCGUCCCUUGAGCUCUCCUCAUUCCUCGCAGCCGUGUUUUCGACGAAUCUCGCUGACACGCUACGCACGUUCCCGCGCACGACGCUCCUCAUCCCGCCGAACAGUGCUUUCAAGCGCCUCGGCAUGCUCGUCUCCGCUCACCUCCUCGCCGCGUCUUCCAAGGCAGACCUUGAGCGUGUCAUUCAGCAUCACGCACUAGCAGAUGUCGAAUACGCCGCGGCGCUCGUAAACGGGUCCCAGCGCACCUUUAGCACGCUCGAAGGCUCGGACGUGCACGUUGACCGGCGCGCGAACGGGAGCGUGAUCCUCAGCGCGAGCGGCGGCUGGGCAGGCAUGCAAGCGCAGCUGGAACCGCGCGACCUGCUUACACAGACGGGUGUUAUCCACGAAGUGUCGGACAUCAUGAUCCCACGCAGCGUGCAGCUCACCGUGGGCAAGCUCGUGCGUGCGGCCAAGGGCAUGACGAUGGCCACAAUGAUGACGAAGGCAGGACUUGACUGGAUCCUCAACGGCACUGCGCCGCCGGACGGCUCACCUUGGGCGAGAGAGGGCUUUGGCGGCUCGGGAUGGACACUGCUAUGCCCAACCGACGAUGCGUUCAAGCAGGUAAACCUGACCAAGCUGUACGCCGACCCAGAGGAACUGCGCGAGAUCGUCAGCCAGCAUCUCAUUCCACCCUCCUCAUCUCCCAUCCGGGAGCCGCUCACAGACGUGAUCGAUGUGCUGAACAACAACCGGCCCAUCGCGAUGGACGACAGCGCAACAUACACGACGUUACACACUACGGAUUCUGAGUCUAUCUACGCGGACGUCGUGUUCCGCAUACUGGACGGGCAGGAGGGCACGGUCGUCGGCGUACGCGGUGCGCGCGGGAAGGACGGGCAGCACGAUUGGGCACGUGUGCUCUCGUGGGGCCGGUCCACGACGGGCGGGGGCACCGGUGGUGUUGUGCAGAUUGACCGGCUGCUCAUGCCGCACCGUCCACCAUGGUAUAUUGCGGUCGGGGCACCAAUCGCGGUUGGCGUUGUUGGGGUGAUUGCAAUCGGAGCGUUCUUCUGGACGAUUCUGAGGAGUCAUGACGAGCGCGUCGAUGGCGCUGCUCAUGCUGCUGUCUCACUAUGGGUAUACGGAUGGGUUGGGCUCUGCAUACCCGAAAUCUAUGUCGCCCUGGGGGAUGUGCAGCCAGGUCUGACGACCAGUGAUGGACAGACCGAGCCUUCGCCAGCUGAAGAGGCCAAUGUGAGCACGUCCGGUGCGCCAACGUCCACGACGGAGUCGCUCAAGUCUUUCCUUGCGGGAGGGUUCGGAGGCGUUGCGGCGGUAGUAGUAGGGCAUCCGUUUGACCUCACCAAGACGCGACUACAGACCGCUGCACCUGGAACCUACACUGGCGCGAUUGAUGUUGUGAAGAAGACCAUUGCGCGAGAUGGGGCUACAGGACUUUACCGCGGUGUAGUCCCGCCACUAUUAGGCGUCACACCAAUAUUUGCCAUGUCGUUCUGGGCAUAUGAUAUGUCCAAAGCGCUGAUCCUGGCUGCAACGCCGAAUCGCACGACUAAGGAACUAUCCAUCGCUGAGCUUGCGACAGCAGGCUUCCUAUCUGCAGUACCCACUACACUGGUCACUGCACCCGUAGAGCGCGCAAAGGUCCUACUGCAGGUUCAAGGCCAAGGGCAGGGUGGUCGGCAGUAUACCGGGGUAUUCGACGUUGUCAAGCACUUAUACAAGGAGGGUGGUCUUCGGAGCGUGUUCCGCGGUUCUGUAGCCACGGUUGCCCGAGACGGGCCCGGCAGUGCCGCAUACUUCGCCGCCUACGAGCUGACGAAGAAGAUGCUAACGCCAGCAGGGGCAUCUCCAUCAGAGCUGAAUUUGGGAGCGAUCGUCGUGGCAGGCGGCACGGCGGGCAUUGCGAUGUGGUCUAUCGCUAUUCCACCUGACGUGCUCAAGUCGAGAAUCCAGUCUGCCCCCACAGGGACGUACUCCGGCUUCAUGGACUGUGCGCGGAAGACAAUAGCAGCAGACGGCGUUCGCGCGCUUUGGAAGGGCUUGGGUCCUGCUAUGGCAAGAGCAUUUCCUGCGAACGCCGCAACCUUCAUGAGUCCCAAGACGAAUGACGUUGCGAAGACUCUCCGCAACUUCUCGGCAUCCGAAAUCGCUCAAGACCCGCGGAAGUUUGACAUUUGGGUGACCCACCAUAGGUGUCAGACAGUGGGAUAUUCCGACAUUCCAAAAGCGUACAAGGCAGACGUCAAGCAGGUGUUCAAGUUUGAGCGGCGGCUACCCAUGUCCCUCCUCACCGAUCCGGACCUCUGGACGAAUGCGACCGAAGUCAAGGAGUUUCUGCAGCGGGCACAUAAUAAGGCGCCGCACUUGUUCUCAAGUAGCUUGGAACUCGAUGCUGAACACAUGGACAGGCUGCUUGGCGAGAUGCGGUUCGUACAUGCAGCUUGGAAGGCCUUGCGAUCGCGUUCCAAGACAGGAGACCCGCCAUGGUCCGAGAAGGACUUUGCCGUGAACGUGUAUCUACGAUCGCAUCCGAUUCAGGCGCAAUGGUCGCGGGAGUGUGUAUCGAAAGCGUCCGCUACCUGGCUGCCUCUUCGGUAG
Molecule: messenger RNA, 2688 nt
Organism: Postia placenta MAD-698-R-SB12
Lineage: Eukaryota; Fungi; Basidiomycota; Agaricomycetes; Polyporales; Adustoporiaceae
Exons: 15
Coding region: 1-2688 (895 amino acids)
Biological process (GO): carnitine transmembrane transport; mitochondrial transport
Cellular component (GO): mitochondrial envelope
Molecular function (GO): O-acyl-L-carnitine transmembrane transporter activity
Source: RefSeq, a predicted model, not a curated record